This is a messenger RNA of Stegastes partitus (bicolor damselfish), 2291 nucleotides long. RefSeq names its product nucleolin 2-like. The transcript is spliced from 14 exons. NCBI's taxonomy places the organism in Eukaryota, Metazoa, Chordata, Actinopteri, Pomacentridae. The coding region runs from base 295 to 1941 and encodes 548 amino acids. The record is from RefSeq and is a predicted model, not a curated record.
CGCCUUCCUCCAAAAAACUAAGCGGAAGAAAACCAACGUGAACUGGGACCGUAACGCAUCCCCGGCUGGUGGAACUGGUAGUGGAACUGGUUUCAUGGGACUGUGUGGGUGGGUGACUGUGGCUGUUGGUUGGCGGGGGCAGCACGCUGGGUAGCUGUCGGCUAAAAUAACCAGCAACCGGCUGAGACGAACGGACAAAUUAGCUAACAUCAACUCAGGACGAAGCUAACAACUGUACGUCAAAGUUGGCGUGUUUUGGAUGAAAAUCAGAAAUAACUCGUGCUGAGCAACAGAAUGGACUGCAGCCCUGCUAAAAUGACAGAUAUUGUUGUACAGGAAUCUACAGGGACUAACAGCUCCAGCUCUGAAGAGUUUGUCCCUCUGUCAAAGCUCCUGAUGACACCAUCCAGUAAGGAGAGAAAGUCACGUGACAACAGCCACAGCUUAACCUCCAACUCCAACGCUAUUUCCUCCCAGGACAAAACUUUGGACUCCUCAGACGACGAGCCGCUGAUAAAGCAGAAAACAACAUUUGCACCACCUAAGAAAGUCGAGAAAAAGGAAAACACACCACCGGGAUCUAAUGGCACAAAUAAGAAGAAUGCAGGUUUGAACGCAGAUGAUGACUCAGACGAUGAACCUCUCAUAAGAAAAGUGUCCUCCAAAGGUGCAAAGAAGCUUUUCUCAGUGCCACCAAAAGCAUCUGUUGAUACGAAGAAGACUGAUUUGAACACAGACGAUGACUCGGACAACGAGCCGCUGACAAAAAUCGCCAAAGUGUCACGUGCAAAAAAGCCUUUGUCGGUGCCACCAAAAAAAUCUGGUGACAGGAAGAAGCCAGAUUUGAACACAGAUGACGAUUCUGACAACGAACCUCUGAUAAAAACGGUGUCCUCCAAACCUGCAAAGAAGCCUUUCUCAGUGCCACCGAAAGAAUCUGUCGAUACUAAGAAGACAGGUUUGAACACAGAUGAUUCUGACAACGAACCUCUGAUAAAAAAAGGAUCUUCCAAAGCUGCAAAGAAGCCUCUCUCAAUGCCACCAAAAGAGUCGACUGGUACUAAGAAGACAGACGAUGACUCUGACAACGAACCUCUGAUAAAAAAAGUGUCCUCCAAACCUGAAAAGAAACCUUUGUCGGUGCCGCCAAAAAAAUCUGCUGAUAGGAAGAGGACAGAGUCACUGGACAAGGACCAAAGCUCAGAUGAUGAACCUCUGAGUGAAAUUGCCAAAAAACGUCCCCGUAAGAGAAAAGCAUCCGUCGUGCAGUCUACGAAAACAAGCCCGGUUAUUAAAUCCCAAAGGACUGCAGCGAGGAAAGGAGUUACAUAUGCUGAAGCCUCCAGUGACAGCUCAGAUGAUGAGCCGCUGGCAACAAUAAGGAGGAGUAAAUCGAAUGAAAACAAGAAAACAACAACAAAACGUAAAGAAAAAUCACUAAAAGACUCUUCAUCCUCAGACAGCAGCUCAGACGAUGAGGACGUUCCGCUGAGGAACCUCGUUGCCAAGAAAAGGAAACCAGUGAAGAAGAACACAAAAAAGAGCACCGGGGGCAGUGCAUCAAAAAAGAGACAAGAACUCAGUGAUGAAAGCUCAGACUACGAACCUUUGAGCAAUCUGGUGAAAAAGACCCGCACAGACAAACAAAGAAAAAGCAGAACAACGGCUUCGACUCCGAAGAAGAGGAACGCAAAUUCUCAAAAGCCAAGAAAGAUGCUUGUAAGAAAUUCAUCAAGCAGCAGUUCAGAUGAUGAACCUUUAAUCGACACCCACCCACCACACCCACAAGUCACCAAAAUCCUGAAAGUGCUGCUCGAGAGGUGUGAUGAAAAAGCCUCAACAGGGAGCCUGAAGGAAACCACAACAGAAGACACAUCGGCUGCUGAACAGCCCACGAAGGACGACUCGGAGGGUUCAAAGGAGUCUUUAGAAGAAGCAUAAACACAUGACUUAAGCCUAAAAAUCAGUUAGUGUCUCAUGUUAACUUCAUCAGCAUUGUUUUAUAUACUUACAUUUUAUUUAUAGUGUUCAUGUUUUUACUCCAGCUUUUAGGUUUGGGCCCAUGUUGUGCAGGAUUUUUCAAGAUUUACUGCACUUAUUUGAUGUUUACUACACCGUAUGUGUCCAUUUCUUUGCGUUGGCUGGUUCCUCUGGUUUUAUUGUUUGUUUGUUUUUAAGGAAGUAGUUUAACAUUCACCGUUAUACAGUCACAUUUCUGCUAUCAUAGUAAAUGCACACUCAGCAUGCAGCAGCGACAAUCUGUUGUGUUGGAUUAAACUGCUUAAUUCAUA